AAUCGCGUAUGGAACGAUUGCAUCGAAUAUAAUAAUAGUAAUAAUAAUAGUAUAAAGUAAUUCGCGUAAGACACAUUUCUCUGGAUUUUGAAAUACGAAAAAAAAAAAAAACAGAAUUUCAUCCAUUUCCAAUUAUGUUAUCCCUCCAUGGCAAUUUUUCACGCUGGUCACGUUAAUACCGUGAAGCUGGUUUCGAAAGAAGAAAGUAUAAUAUACCUACCGCCAGUACCUGUGCCAAUACAAUAUGUAUACCUCUCGAUCGGUGCAUAUAGGUAUUUUAACACUCGCCACUAUCAAUUUCUUCGUGUGUACCUACCACCUAAUAUAUACAGCUACUACUACUACUACUACUACUACUACUACUACUACUACUAAUAUUACUACUACCAUCAUUACUACCUUUAAUACUAUACUUAUUAUCACUAUGCUAUACUGUUGCUACUAUAAUACGCAUUGUCGCCGGAGACAGAGAUCGUCAUCGCCACCGCCGACACCAAAGCGCUAAAAUGUCCGAUUCGUCUUCGAUUACAAUGCACCGCAAGUACGUUGACCCGUGGGACCUGGACCUGCGGGAGGUGUCGUGGAGACACUCUAGUGACACGACAGAUUGUUCAGCCGACCACCAAGUAGUGUCACUGUCGUCGGCAGCGGGACCGGUGUCCACGCGAUCCGAAUUCGUAUACGUGCCGGGUCCGGCGAAGAGCAACAAGUCGGGCGCCGGUAGAACAAGAGCCCGGUCGGUAGCCCGGUACGACUGUUGCCAAUGCUCACCUAGUUCAUCGUCUAUGGCCCUCGUACCGCCCGAUCCAAACGAAAAUCUAUAUGAGUAUUGGGAAGCUGGUUGCAAACCACCACCGUACUGCAGGUACCCCGCAGUCGACAACCAUUUCUACCCAGUCACCGGUGGAUCUUCGAAACAACAAUGCCGUCUACUAUACAAUGUCUCCAGGCCGGAAGUCCGCCGGAACUCGCGUUACAACAACGGGUAAGCCCAUGAUAAUUUUUAUUAUUAUUACUAAUCUAUAAACAUAUAUGAUAAAUUAUAUUACAGUCUCUGAACGCGUGCGUAUAUAUUUUUACUUUUUGCCUAAUUUCUGCUCAUGCCGUUAAAGCUUACAGAUUCUUAUAACCUUAAUUUAACCAUAAUGCGUGUGGGUGAAUUGUUAUUUCUUUCACAUAAAAAUUGCAAUUUUUUAAGGCAAAAAUACUGA
Acyrthosiphon pisum (pea aphid) is the source of this 1211-nucleotide messenger RNA. RefSeq lists its product as uncharacterized. The record is from RefSeq and is a predicted model, not a curated record. The coding region runs from base 507 to 989 and encodes 160 amino acids. NCBI's taxonomy places the organism in Eukaryota, Metazoa, Arthropoda, Insecta, Hemiptera, Aphididae. The transcript has 3 exons.